This is a messenger RNA of Spodoptera litura, 6916 nucleotides long. It is a transcript of the gene ec, whose product is annotated as ubiquitin specific peptidase echinus. The record is from RefSeq and is a predicted model, not a curated record. Gene Ontology annotation, molecular function: cysteine-type deubiquitinase activity. Gene Ontology annotation, biological process: protein deubiquitination. NCBI's taxonomy places the organism in Eukaryota, Metazoa, Arthropoda, Insecta, Lepidoptera, Noctuidae.
UUCACACGCCACUAAUGGUAAAUCUAGAAUACAACCAAAUUCGCGUGUGUGGCCGCGUGGGCGCAGUUUUUCGGUUUUCCUUAUGAGGCGACCUUAACUCACUUCUGAGAAGUCGAAGCUUUGAACUUUUAUAGUGUUCGUUGUUUUAACUAUACGUAACAUGAAUGAAUCAGCGGUUUCGGAUGUGCAAGCAAAUAAAUUAACAUAUUUAAGGGGAUAUAGUUUACACAUUUGGUGAAGAAGUCGGUACAUGGGAAACGGAUUACAAUAUAUUUAUAGAUACAGGCCUAGUUCUAAUAACUACAGUUUUCACAAAUACGUAUUUACUGCAAUUUAUCUUGCAUAUUUCUUUUUGAAUCGCGAAUAAGUGUAAAAAAUUUCAUUCGAGAGAUUAAGGAAUUGAACCAUCUUCUUGUCUUACAAAUUAGUGCCAUAAUUGCCCAGGUAUUUUAAUGGGUGAUGUUAGUGCCCUGCUUAAGUAUCGACCACCCGUCUCUCAAGGAAACUGACCACAUUUUACAACUCCGACAUACUUCCAAACUGACUCAUGCUCAUGAAAGUUCAUUCAUAUUACGCAUACACCCUCCACAUCUUCGCUAUAAUGAACUAGAACAUCUAAUACAAAAAAUAUGUUUAUUUCUUCCCAUCAAUUUGAGUCAAGGGUCUUUUAUCAAUAGGAUCUAAACACCCUUAGCAUUUUUGAGGUAUGAAUCAUUAGGAUUUUUGAUGAGGACAAUGUAAAGUUUUUAGUGGUAACAAAAGCAUGUGGAUGUGUGUAUUUAGAAAUAAAAAGUUUAUAAUCCAGCUUUAGGUACAUUUUCAUAGAAAUAGGUUAGUGCUAGUUAGGACUGUAUUUAUUUUACCAGGAGUGAUAUCAGAAAGGCACCAUAAAAUUUUAAAUAUUCUACGAAAACAAUAUUUAAAUUCAUCUGCAUCGCACGUGUUUACUCUAAAUGCUAUAUUUCUUAAAACUUUAUAACAUCGUGUACUUAGAGCUUAUCGCCAUAGAAAUAUAAACAAAGCUUCGCGCGCUGUCGUAAAACGUUGAGUCAAACUUAUGGAAAAUUCUAUGAGAGAGACAGAGACAGGACAGGGCCCACGUGAGUUACGUUAACAAUAGAUUAGAAAAAACAUAGGUACCGGGAAGGUAAAGGCGCGGGUCUCGCCCCCGCACACCUCCGCCGCUUGUCUCAACUCAGUCUGCACGAAAGCCUUCGUAGAGUCGAGCGUUUGUUUCUACCUCACUCAUUUACGAUAUUGUAACUCAUUUACUAAAUAGAUUACCGUUCAACGUAAGUAAUUAGUAACAACGUGUUUCUGUGACUGUGUGAAUAUUAAUUCAGUGUAUUUCGUCACGACAGUUGCGUGUUAUAGUGAGGACACCUGUUGCUCUAAGACAUCUGACGUUUUCGCGCCGAAACCUUAAGGUUUCCUACUGAGGCAGUUGUUCGCUAGCUUUAUUACAAUAGUGAAGUAGUGUUAUUACUAUAGUGGAUAUAAUAGGCAUAUCUCAGCGUGGCUAUUUCACGUGCGGCGCUGAAUUCAAAUGAAAAGUUUCCCAAUCCUACGUGUGUCGCGUACUUAUUGCCGUAUAGAGUUGUUUGUGGACACGAAGACAAAUGUAUAUUUAGUUUGCGACCAUUGUGUUUGCGAUAGGUAUGGAGAUUGAAUCCAAAUGAGGAACUGAAUUCGUUGGGUUAGUUGUGUGAUUCGUGAGCGAUGCGGACUACAGUGAAACGAUGAUCAAGUUUCGGUAUAAACGUAAGGAGUCGAGUGAUGGCGGCAAGAGCGGUACGGCUAUACAGAAGCAGAAGAUUGAGGGUCUCAGAGACCGGGAGUUGCUGCCACCAAAAGACAUGCUGCUGACAGGCUCGCUAGCCGGAGUGAGGAACAACACACUCCCGCGCUCGCGACCCUCGUCGGCAGCGAGGCGCGAGCCACCCGAAACACCGCUCAGCCAAACCACUAUAUCGUUGUUUAGAGAAUUGUUUACUCAGCUGCAAUGGUCUGCGGAGCGCGCACCAGCCGCGGACGGCCUCCGUCGAGCGCUGGGUGGCGGUGGCGCUCGCUUCCAGCUGGGCUGCAUGGCCGACGCCAGCGAGUGCUUCGAGCACUUACUUCUCAGAGUCCACGCCCACGUGGCGGCCGGCUCCGGUGACCGAAGAGACGAUGACGCCUGCAGAGCUCCGCACUGUGUACCCCACCGAAAGUUCGCCAUGAUGCUAGUCGAACAGUCUGUAUGCAGCGCCUGCCAAGCUACGUCCGAACCUUUGCCAUUCACUCAGAUGGUCCACUAUGUGUCAGCUACAGCUCUAACCGCACAAGCUGCGCUGGGUGAACACGGAGACAGCUUUGGGCUGCUACUAAGAAAAGCAGGAGGAAUGGGCGACAUUAGAGACUGUCCGAAUGCUUGCGGAGCAAAAAUUCAGAUAUGCAGAACGCUAAUGAAUCGUCCAGAAGUGGUGUCAAUUGGCAUGGUCUGGGAUUCCGAGAGACCGUCGGCGGAGCACGUGGCGGCGGUGUACAGCGCGCUGGGCACGGAGCUGCGGCCUACGGACGCCUUCCACGCCUGCGUGGACCGCGCCUGGGCAGCGCGCGCCACGCACCGCCUCGUCGGCCUCGUCACUUACUACGGCAAGCACUACUCCACCUUCUUCUUCCAUAGUAAACUCCGCCUAUGGAUAUACUUCGAUGAUGCGGAUGUUAAAGAAAUAGGUCCGGAGUGGUCACACGUCGUAGAAAAAUGUCAAAGAGGACGAUUCCAACCGCUCCUCCUGUUAUACGCUGCGGUUGAUGGAACGCCGUGUGACACUCGUCAUGCUCCAAAAGAUGUAGUUCCAUUCCCGGCGCCAGAACCUCGCCGAGCAGUCACGCCAGCUCCAGAGCGGCCAGCGACAGGAUUCGCUCGACGAGCAGUCACUCCAGGCCCAGAUAAUGAAAGUGAUUAUGUCAGUAGAAAAGCCGUGGAGAAUAUGUUAGAAGUUCAAGCCAAUCGUCGAGCACAACUCAAUCGGAGUUUGAGCACUGGCUCAGGGUCAGAUAGUCAAGAGCGGCCACGAGCACGACGAGACUCUGGUAACUGGAGUGGCGAUCGCAACAGUGCGUCAUCCGCUUCCUCGUCGACGGCAGAGAGCCCAUACAUGUAUCCUAGAGGUCGAGGAGCGGGUAGCGUUCCAGGCAGUCCCACGCGUAAAGGGGAACUCUCAAGUGGAGGUUCUUGUGAUGCUGGAUACGACUCAUAUUCUCUGUCUUCUACAGACAGUCUACCUCUGCAACAAGGCCUACGCCACAACUUGCAACUGGCUCAAAUACCAGAAAUAACUACACGAGGUGAAUGUGAAGCACUUUGCUUGGAAGCCGACAGGCUGCUAGAAAAAUCUCGCAAUGCAGAAGACUCUGCUGAUUACGAAACAGCGCUAGUACUUUGUGACGCUGCUGCAUCUAAAGCUCGUGCGGCAAUGGACGCGCCUUACAACAAUCGUCACAUGGUGACUUUUGCUCGUAUGAAACACAAUACAUGUGUAAUGCGGGCACGUAGUCUCCAAAGACGAAUGGCGGGAAUGACUAGGGUAACGGAAAUUCCUCAGGCUGCUCCUAUAAGAAAUACUAAGGGUGGGCUUGAAGCGUCGCCUAUGACUAUUGAAAUCUAUGCCACAUUACCCAAAAAGAAGGGUUCUUCUAAAAAAUCACCCAAAUGUAUUGAUGAUGAUAUAGAUACAGUGACACGGGAGCGUCCCCCGAGGCACAAAUCUAGAGAGGAUGAUAAAGUAAGGGAAAAGCGAUCUAGAAGUGAAGAUCGAAGUCGUGCUCGGAAAGAAGUUCCUGUGGUUAAAGCUGCUGAGAAAAAAGAGGAAACCGCUGAAGAUAAAAAGGCCAACAAGAAACAGCAUAAAAUUCGAAGAAAGCUUUUGAUGGGUGGCCUGAUACGAAGGAAAAAUCGAUCAAUGCCUGAUCUGACAGAAGGUGCUGACGGUAACAACGAGGCAGCUAACAAAGAGAAGCGAGUCUCUUCCGUCGACGAUACGGAAGUUGGCAGGACGACUGAAGAUAAAACAAACCUAAGUGGCUAUUUAUCUGAAGGGCACUUAGAAUACUCAGUGGCGAGUGGUACUAAUCCUAAUCUCGAAAGGAGUAAACUUAUGAGAAAAAGUUUCCACGGCAGUGCAGGUAAAAUGUUGACGGCCGCAAAAGUUCCACCACCACCGCCACUUCGAACGACUUCCCAACUCACAGGGUCUAAGUACACUUAUUCAGAACAUGGAAAAGGUACAUAUCCAACAGAAAUUGAAGAAGAUGGUGGAUUCUCGGAACAAUAUGGAGAUGAACCACAUUCGCUCCCGUUCUUACAUCCGUAUGACGACAAGUCCAACAGUCAUUACGAUAGGUUAGAUACGUCACCAGCUCAAAACUUCCACACAGUAGUGACGAAGGCUAUGAUCCACCAAGAACAAAGUCCGGUGAAAAGAGAAACAAUGCAGCCUAUGAUGCCCUCUCAACAUACGAUUCAAAAUCUGACGCACACCUUUGAUAAUGGAGUUGACGUGGUAGACUGCGCAAUUCCAAUGCCAUCGCGGAGAUCUCCGACUAUGUUCGAACUUCCUCCAUACCCGAGUCCCAUGAAUUCCGUAAACCAUUCACGUCAGCCUAGUGAAGAAUUUCCCCCACCUCCACCGCCCAUUGAUUUAACGCCACUCCAUGAUGAACUUGAAAAGAUUCAAACAGUUAAUGAAAUGUCAAAUGAUCUGGAGGUGGCAAAAGGCACUUUAUUAGCAAGCUUGCAAGAGAAAAGAAAUCAAAUCUUAAGAAAUGAGCAGUGUGCUCCACAAAUAGCUCAGGUUGAAAAGCUAAACGUCCACCCAUCUUUGCUGAAGGAGCUGCAAGCGAAGCAAGCGUCUUUCAAGUUAAAGAGGUCUGGUUCUUUAGAAGGACAACUAUCAAGUUCUGUAGACGCCCAUAAUCUCUAUGAAACCAGUAGCAGCGUAAGAAAUAUUGCUUCAAGAUUUGAAAACAACACUCAAAAUUCGUCACAAGACGCCGAUAGAACGCAUAUAGGUUUCGGCAUGAGCGGAAACAGAGAUGUCAUAAAUUGCUCAGAUCAGUCUAACGCUGGGCUCAAUCGGAGAGCUUCAGCGUCAUCUAUUGAUCCCAAACAAAUAGAAGAGGAACAAUGUGACCCGAAAUGUACUAACAAUACGUACGGCGACCGAUCUAAACCCAAGAAGAAAUCUGUAUCUUUCUGUGACCAAGUCAUCUUAGUGUCUACAGCUGAAGACCAAGAAGAUGACAGUUACAUACCGAACCCUAUCUUAGAGAGAGUUUUGAAAUCCGCGAUGAACAAGCCUGAGUUGACAACUAUGCCUCUCCAGUCGGAGAAACCGUCGCUACAACGACAAGACUCCUUUGACAGUCAGUCAUCUCGCUCGACGAUAUCCUCGUUAUCUCAAACCUCGUUUGUUCCCAGCGAGAACUCACACGCAGAGUACGUCAGAUUACAAAACAAUUAUCCAGCGUAUCAAAUGCCGCCAAAUCGUUUACAACAGCAGUACAAUGCACAAAAGAAUAAUAGUGUUUACGGUACGAACUCGCCGGUACAAACUACUCCAAAUCAAAACGGAGUAAAUAGUAAUCAGAUUUACCAAACACUGCCAAAUAAUACGCAACAGAACACCACCAGCCCUAUACCGUACAACCAGCCGCCGUCAGUUUACCCCAAUCAUAGCAAUGCUAGCCCACCGAACUUUAGCCAAACUCCUGCCAACAGACUGACGCCGACGCACAACCCCGCAUACAUGUCUAAGCACCCCGUUAACCUGCAGAGACCCGCAACCACCGCGGGCCACCCAGCCUCUCAGCUGCACUCCAUGAACCAGGCCAUCAACAACGCGUACUACCACAGAGUCCCUCAAACAUCCUGCCCUUCGACGAUUCCCAGCAACAACUACUCUACGAACCGACAGUAUGGCCACAAUAUGCCAAACACCAACCAUUCGCCUUAUCAAACCGUGCCCACCAACUCACCAGCAUACCAGAGCUACCACAACCCACCGACAAGCUAUGCGAGCUCCGAAUAUUCUAGUCGAUAUCCACAGGCGAACAGUACCAACCAUUACACUCAGUCACCGUAUCAAAGAGUGCCGCCGCCACACGGCGAUGUACCUGUAGAAAACUAUAACGCAUUUCCACAAAAAAUGUCUAACAACUACUAUGUAGACAACCAGUCUGGCCAGCAGCGAGUCCAAGAGACGAGGCACUACGCCAACACUCAGCAUCAGCGCUCCGUGUACAGCCAAAACAUGAAUGUAGAUAGUAAUGUAAACAGCGAGCAAGUGGGCCAGUACCAGUAUGCUCAGAACGGUUACAAUCCGUAUCAGCACAUGCCACCUCCCAAACAGAUACAAAAGAAAUCCGUGUCGUUCGAGCCAGGCACGAAGGGCGGCACGGACUCACCCGUACCGCCACAAAUGAACGGCAGCCCGCCUUACCCGGCCGGCGACGCGCAACCCAUGCAGAAGACAGUAUGCAACUUGUGUCGUAAGAAGGCUAUCAACCCACCGGCGAUGUAUUGCCCCGAUUGUGAUUUUUAUAUGUCUAGGUUCAAACCCCGCUCAUAGCAAUAACUUGCGUUAAUCGCAAAGUAUACUCAAUAGUGUAACUAUUCCAACCUUUGUAUUUAGAUUCAACCCAUAUGGGACGUUAGUUAUUGUAUGUACCUAUGUAUUAAUAAUGUUAAUUAAUAAAGCAGAUUAUUAAAUAGUUUAUUGUAUUAAGGCUUGACUGAUCUCAUGUGGGAAAAUAUUUUAUAAACUUUGCAGAAUUAUAAUUUGUAAGUUUUUAUCUAUUUCUAUAAAGUGCCUUAAAGUAGACGGUAUUUUCUAAUAUAAAUAUUGACAUCAACAUAGUAAGAUGAAUAAAUUAU